CAAUAUCAUCUCAUCCUAAGCAAUAUCAUCUCGUCCACAAUGGCUCUCAAGUCUCUACUUCUAGUUGGUGUCGUACUAGCUUCUUUGCUGCUUCUCUCCCAGCAUGUAGCAGGUGCUAGAGAGCUCACGGAAGGUAAAGAAUCUGAGGAGAAGAACGUGAAACCUGAAGGAAGGCAUGGUGGAGGAUACGGAAACAAUGGAGGAUAUGGAAAUAAUGGAGGAUAUGGAAACAAUGGUGGAGGGUACGGCAAUAACGGUGGAGGAUAUGGGAAUAGUGGUGGUUACGGAAACAAUGGAGGAUAUGGAAGCAACAACGGAGGAUAUGGAAACGGUGGUGGAAACCAACACGGUGGAGGAUAUGGAAACAAUGGUGGCGGGAACAGUGGAGGUUAUGGAAAUCCUAGGUAUGGUGGGGGUUAUGGUCCUGGUAACGGAGGUGGAGGAUAUGGACCGGGCUAUGGUCCCGGGAGUGGUAACCAGGGAUAUGGUGGCGGAAAUGGCAAUCCUACCUACGGUAGUGGCAACAAUGGUGGAUAUGGGAGUGGCUCUGGCGGUGGGUAUGGUAGUGGCAGCGGAAACGGUGGUGGUGGAGGUUACGGGGGAGGAUAUGGUGGUGGAGGCAAUCCUGGAAGCGGAUACGGUGGAGGGGGUCAAAACGGUGGGUGGCACUAAUAAGAAAAGAAGCUAGAUAUGUACAUGUGAUAAAUAAAACAUUUUGGAUAUGCUAGUACAAAUGUGGUCCUGAUGCUCGCAUAUAGAAGCAAGGUCCAUAAGAGCAACAAUUGGAAGAUCAAGCUAGCAUUGUGUGGCCUCGAUCGUGUCUACGCAUGAUAUAUGUGCUAUAUAUGUGGCUUCUGGAUGUCGUGGCACAUGCAUGUUGUACACAGUGGUAUAAAAUAUUUGAUCAGUUUGUCGUUUCCUAA
Lolium rigidum is the source of this 923-nucleotide messenger RNA. Its product is annotated as glycine-rich cell wall structural protein 2-like. Bases 40 to 672 code for a protein of 210 amino acids. The transcript has 2 exons. The record is from RefSeq and is a predicted model, not a curated record. NCBI's taxonomy places the organism in Eukaryota, Viridiplantae, Streptophyta, Magnoliopsida, Poales, Poaceae.